Messenger RNA from Alosa sapidissima (American shad), 2313 nucleotides. RefSeq names its product CD4-1 molecule (gene cd4-1). Bases 196 to 1716 code for a protein of 506 amino acids. The record is from RefSeq and is a predicted model, not a curated record. Gene Ontology annotation, biological process: T cell activation; interleukin-15-mediated signaling pathway; positive regulation of ERK1 and ERK2 cascade. NCBI's taxonomy places the organism in Eukaryota, Metazoa, Chordata, Actinopteri, Clupeiformes, Clupeidae. Gene Ontology annotation, cellular component: external side of plasma membrane; membrane raft. The transcript is spliced from 12 exons. Gene Ontology annotation, molecular function: MHC class II protein binding; protein tyrosine kinase binding.
CCGGGAAUCAAAGGCAGAGACAUUUCUCUGGUACUCCAACAAAAGGAUAUUGUUUACCUGAUUUACAUUUUAGUAACUGUGAAGAUAUUCGGCCAGACCAAUCAGGGGUGAGGGGGCAGUCAACGCCAUACAAAUAAGCAUCUGCUUUCCUGCAAUUGAACACAUCCGCCAAGAUUUCAUCUGUGUCAGAGGCCGAUGUCCUGGCCCUCAAACAUACUGACGGAGAUUCACAUCUUUGGGAGCAGAAGCACCUCCAUACGAGGGGACAAAAUGUAUGCUGUUUGGGUAGCAGCGCUACUUCUGAUGACUACAAUAUGUCCGAUAUGGGCUGAUAGGCCGGUGGUGGUGUACGCUCAGCAGGGUGGGUCCAUCCAACUGCCCACUAUAGAGAAGACAAAGGCUGGAGAUUACAUGACAUGGUACUUUGGAAUAAAAGAAAAUAAUAUAACCGUUGAGGUAUACAACAAGCACGGCUUGGGCCAAAUCUCAACAAACAAUGUUUGGAAGGACAGGAUCUCUGUAUCUGACCAAAAUGAUUCCCUCAUCAUCAGCAAAGUUACUGCUUUAGAAUUUGGAUUCUUCAGAUAUGAACAGAAAAAUAGGCAGAACACAGUUAACAUUGUGUACAAACUGUACAAGGUAACUCUUACUUCUCCAUCAACUGUUCUCCGUGGGGAGGCUCUGACUCUGAACUGCAAUGUGGAAAAAUCCCAUGUCUCUACAACAAUAACCUGGAUCCCUCCUGAGACGGUGGACAAUACACAAAGGAGAAUUUCUAACUCACAAAGUUUACUGAUUACAAAUUUGUCAUGGCGCGAUAAGGGUGUUUGGACCUGUUUAGUGAAAUAUAAUGAAGCCACCACGAAAGCAACAACCACCAUUCAUGUUGUGGACCUCCUUCCCACCCCCUCGGAGCCCAUCUACACAUCUACCGCCUCCUCUCUCAGUCUGCCCUGCUCCAUCUCCUCCCCAGUGGGGUGGGGGGAGGUCCUGGGAAAGGGCUUACAGAAAGGUGGCUGGACUUUCCUCCCUGCUGCCCUGGGCUCCAAAGAGCCAGGUCAGAUCGCCUCCCUCUCCCUAAACUCCACCCCACGCUGGGACAUCAUGCCAAAAGGAAUGGAUGGCUCUGCCCUGGAGAAAGGACACAAGGGGAACGACCUGUCUUUGAGAAUGAAGCUUGUGACCGUGGCGGACAGGGGUAACUACACCUGUGCGCUGAACUUCCAGAAGGUCAAGCUGGAGCGGACCGUGAGGGUGGAGGUUCUGCAGGUUGUUGCCAGGCCAAGCCAGCGUGCCAUCGAGGGUCAGCAGCUGAAUCUGACCUGCACGCUAGGAUACAGCCUGGACCCUGAGAGUGAGCUGGAAGUGAAGUGGACUCCUCCGAAGGCCGUCUCCCUGGCCGCUCUGGCGUCGACCCCCCACCCCCACACCCUCUCCGUGGAGGCGUCCGUGGGCCACAGUGGGAGGUGGAAGUGUGAGCUGCGGAGGAGAAACGAGACGCUGACAUCUGCAGACGUGUCGCUCAAGAUAGAGAAGCUCCCGGUGGAUGUGUGGCUGUGGGUGGGCAUCGCCAGCACUGGCCUGAUCGUCAUCCUGCUCAUCUUCAUUGCCAGGGCCCUGAUCAAACGGCGCCGACAGCAGAGGACACAGCGGCGUAAGACCAGAUUCUGCUGCUGCAAAAACCCUAAGCCACAAAAAGGAUUCUACAGGACCUGAAGGGAAGAGAGAAAGGACACGUCUUGGAUAAGGAAGUUCUGACAGUGUCAUUGUUGUUGAUGAUGACAAAUUUAAUUAAUGAUUCACAGGACAGAAGGCUAGAGUUUGUUGAGAACCCAUACUCUUAAAAGUACCAUAUACAAGAAACAAAAGCUCAGUGAGUCUGAAGUAAAGUCUAUGAAAAAAACAUUGCUUUCUUUAAAUAUUUUUACUGUUCUCAUUUCUGACAAUAUAUUUCUUACAGCCAUUACUUACUUACAGCAUAGGCUAACUCUUUUAUAUUUAUAUGUACAUAUUUUUUAAUGCUGUAUUAGUUUACAUGUUUAUUUUACCUCUGUGCCUAUUUAAGCUUCACUUUCAAAUAAAAUAGUGUUCUUUUUGUCUCUGAAUUCAGAUUUGUUUUGAAUCUGAAUGAUUCCCAUGCUUACAUAAUAUGUGAAAAGCCAGCUGAAUAUCAAUGAACCCAGGGAUGUUGAGACAGCUGUUAGUCUUUUCGAGUUUCGAGUUUUGCAAUCCAUGCAGUCCUGGAUAGGACAGAAAUUUGUGCUAUACUGAAUAAAAAAUAAAAUAUGGUGGAAAUGUCAUGCUGUGAAAUCA